Symbiodinium pilosum is the source of this 882-nucleotide messenger RNA. Lineage: Eukaryota; Dinophyceae; Suessiales; Symbiodiniaceae. The record is from the annotation of a GenBank genome assembly.
AUGCCCAGACGCUUAUGCUGUGACCAGGUUGUGAAGUUGCAGAGUCCCAGAUGGGCAGCAGUUGCGGCACAGGAAUGGGCUCAUGGCUCCAAAUGCGCUCACGAGCACGUUGUCGCUCAUCUCCAGGUGCUUGUACACUAUGAUGGUAAAAGCGAGUUGGAAAGAAAGAUUGGUAAAGCUUUUGACGACGGCGUGUUCACAGGAAAGCGGCCCAAGAUUUUGUCGGACCGAUACAUCUGCAUGGUCCUUGAAUACAUGGAUCGUGGCACAGCGCAGCAUUUGUCGAAGAAGGGUUUGCUAGACCUCGAAGGCUUGGCGGCCAUCACCCGACAAGUCUCGUCGGCUCUGGCCUUCAUCCACAAAGGCAAGCAGACCCACAACGACAUCAAACCAGAGAACAUCCUCUUGCGAAAGUCAGAAUCGGGUGAUCAUCUUGUGGUCAAGCUAGCCGAUUUCGGACUCGCCCAGUGGUCAGUUGAAAGACAGAGGGAUGCUGAGUUGAUGGCCUAUAGCCUUUGGUGCUUGGGGCUUGAUGAGCUGUUUGAGCACAUGCCGGGGAAGCCCGAGAGGUCUGCUGCAGCCGACCGUUUCGAGGCUGAGGCGCUGGCCAAGGACUCGCGACAAGAUCUGCGCAGUUCAGUGGCGAAGGUCGUCCGGGAUCUUUGGGCUGGCUCCACUGAGAUGGCUGUUGUGGCCGCCUCGGAGGAGCUGCGCGACAUGCAGCUCACCAUUCACCACACCAAGCAUGAGGAGAUAGAGGCAAAUGCCAGACAAGAAAUUCCUCCUAGACUGGAACGGCAAGCCAAAUUGUGGAGAGCGGUGCACAUGGCAAACAUCGUCAAGAAAUGGAGUCACGCGGAUGACCUCGAGGACGCUCAGUGA